Molecule: messenger RNA, 2358 nt
Organism: Alternaria conjuncta
Lineage: Eukaryota; Fungi; Ascomycota; Dothideomycetes; Pleosporales; Pleosporaceae
Exons: 3
Coding region: 1-2358 (785 amino acids)
Biological process (GO): polyphosphate catabolic process
Cellular component (GO): membrane; fungal-type vacuole
Molecular function (GO): exopolyphosphatase activity; endopolyphosphatase activity
Source: RefSeq, a predicted model, not a curated record
AUGAUACACAUGCUGCGCGUACGGGACGCAGCUCUAUGCGGGCUGCUCUUUUGGGCACACGCGACCGCGGCCCCGCCUAACGCGGCUGGCGAUGCAGCAAACAGCCGCGCUGCGGGUUCCCGAUCCAUAGACGCGGAUGGGCGACGAAAGCUUACAGGCAGGUUCCUACAUAUUACGGACUUUCACCCAGACCCUUUCUACAAGACAUAUUCGAGCACAGAAGCCGAUGCUGCGUGCCAUCGCAAACGCGGACCCGCUGGCCUCUAUGGCGCAGAAACCACAGGAUGCGACUCUCCCUUCGCGCUUGUCAACCAGACGUUCAAGUGGAUUGAAGACAACAUCAAGGACGAUGUAGACUUUGUUAUCUGGACCGGCGACUCGGCGCGACACGACAACGAUGAUGAAAUCCCACGGACGCAGAAGCAGGUCGUGCAGCAGAACGAGUACAUGGUCUCCAAGUUUGCAGAGGUCUUUGGACAGAGCGGCCACGGCCAUGGGCCCAACAGCUUCGCGAUACCCAUAGUACCGACUUUCGGGAACAACGACAUUUUGCCACACAACAUCUUCACAAGCGGGCCAAAUAGGUGGACGACUGAAUUCUUGGACAUAUGGCGCGGUUUCAUACCCGAGGCGCAACGACAUCAGUUUGCGCAAGGAGGCUGGUUUUCGGUCGAGGUGAUUCCUGGGAAGCUGUCGGUCAUCAGCCUGAACACCAUGUACUUCUUCACCUCCAACUCCGCCGUUGACGGCUGCGCAAAGAAACGCGAACCCGGCUACGAACACAUGGAAUGGCUGCGCAUUCAGCUUGAUAUCCUGCGCGAUCGCGGCAUGAAGGCUAUCCUCAUCGGACACGUACCACCUGCUCGCGUCGACAGCAAGGAGAGUUGGGACGAGACCUGUUGGCAGAAGUACACACUCUUUGGACGACAGUUCCGAGACGUUAUUGUAGGAAGUCUGUUCGGGCACAUGAACAUCGACCACUUCAUGCUGCAGGAUUUCGAGCACAUCGAAAAGGACACGGAGAAUGGCAAGAUGGGAGCUUUGGAUGGCAGAUCUGCUCUGGCUGAUGGGGUUCAGCUCCUGGAAGAUGGUGAGGUGACGGUGGCAUCUGCGUCGGAUUAUCUGCUUAAUUUGCGGGAGGCUUGGGCUCAGCUACCUGCGCCCCCGCCGAAAUCGAACAAGAAGUCGCGCUCGAAGAAUGUCGAUGACGAGGAAGAAGAGGAGGAGUCGAUGUGGGAGUGGCUCAUGACCAUGGUCGGGAAGUGGCCAAAAGACCGGAAGGAAGAGAGGAAGAAGUAUCUCGAGAAGAUUGGAGGAAGAUAUGCUGAACGUUACGCGGUAACACAUGUCUCACCCAGCGUAGUACCGAACUACUUCCCCACCCUCCGCAUCAUCGAGUACAACAUCACUGGCUUGGAACAUCUCAGUGUAGCGUCUAGCCCAAUCAGCCCGCCCACGAUCGAGACGCCAGCCGAACAACUCCCGAUUGCCCCCACGGAUUACGACGAGUAUGACGAUUACGACGAUACCGACGACGAAGACGUGGAAACCACGCGAAAGAAGCACAAGGGCAAAAAGGGCAAAAAGAAGCCCCGAAAAUACAAAUUCAAAGUCCCAGACGGCCCUUCGAAAUCCUCUCCACCCGGCCCGGCCUACUCCCCGCAGACCCUGACAUGGACACGUCACAUCCAGUACUUCGCCAACCUCACACACAUCAAUAACGAUUUCCUCGAGCCCUCGCCCGAUGCAGCCAUCGACGACCGUCUCUCCAUCAAGAACGAUGCUGUUAGCACAAUAUUUGGAUUCGGUGUUAGUCCUGACGGUAGGAUCGAGAAUAAGAAGUGGAAUGAGGGUAAGCACAAGAAACACCAGGGUAAGCAGCCGAGACCCGAACCGCACCCGAAUGAGUUUGUGUUUGAGGUGGAAUACGACACGAAGAAAGACCAUGGGUUCAAGGAUCUUACUGUGAGGAGGUGGGUGGAGUAUGCACGGAAGAUUGGGGCGAGUAAGGGGAAGACAAAGGGUGUUGAUGUUGGGGUUGAAGAGGAGGAUGUUGAAGACGCUGUUGAGGAAGGAGAAGACGGUGUUGAAGGAGAAGUAGAGGAUAUGCUGGAGGAAGAAGAAGAAACUGAUGAAGUGGAUGAAAACGACUUCGUCAUCGCAAAACACAAGAAACACAAGCAUAAAAAGGGAAAGAAGGGAAAACACCACAAGAAACACAAGGCGUCCAAGGAAUGGUACACUUUUGUUAAGCGCGCGUUUGUGGGCACUAUGGAUCCGAAGGAGCUUAAAUUGGUGUUUGGGGCUGCGGACGUCGAUGAUGCAUUGGAAGAGGUGAAGGAGAAUAUGGAGUUGUAG